UAUCGAAGCAAAAAUGGAAAAAGAAAUGAAUCUUAUUGUAAUCCUUGGCAGGAAUAUAGGAAUCUCUACUUUUCAAGGGUUGUCACUGCAGAGUAGGUACAAUUCAACAAUACGCGUAGCUCCUAAUUACCCACAGGCAAUAGAACUCACCAAAUGAUGGGACUAUUCUAUCUUGAAGCAGAAAUGGCCAUAUCAGAUGAAUUGCAAGAGUUUUGUGUACUUGAAUGCUCAGGAUGCAAACAAAAGAAGCGCACAAAAGAUAGAAAGGAUUUUCAUUGUCCAAAAUGCAAUCGGAAAACAACAUUACUUCCUCGGUGUAUCUUUCAAAUUGAUCUUACUGACGGUACUGCUACAGUCACAACAUCUAUCUCUGGUGAACUGGGAGAAAAACUACUCUCCAUGACAGCGGAAGACAUAUUUGACAUAACCUGUGCUAAGAGGCAAUCAUUGCAUGUUAAUCAUGUCCAUGAGAUGUUGUCCAACAAACUAUUUCAAAUUCAGCUAAGGAAGUCAUCUUGGGGUACCUCAAACAACACACAAGCAACUUACUCCAUUAUUUCCUACAUGGAAAAGCAACAUACUUCACCAACCACUAUUGAUAGGAAUUCCAAAAAGAUAAGACCUUUGGAGAUAAGUGAGAUGGAGGUGACAGAAACAACUACUGCAGCUGGUUCUUCAAAUGCAACUCUGAAAUUUGAACCACCCACACCAACAAAAAAACUGUAAAA
Messenger RNA from Solanum lycopersicum (tomato), 728 nucleotides. Lineage: Eukaryota; Viridiplantae; Streptophyta; Magnoliopsida; Solanales; Solanaceae. The record is from RefSeq and is a predicted model, not a curated record.